CGUGCAAUUCGUGAGGCCUGUGUUAAACUGGAAAUCGGUUAUCAGCCAGGCAUAACUUUUAUAGUAGUGCAGAAGCGUCACCACACUCGGUUAUUCUGUGCUGACCGUAAGGAUCAGAUGGGCAAAUCGGGGAACAUUCCAGCUGGAACCACUGUUGAUCAAGUGAUCACACAUCCUACAGAAUUCGACUUUUACCUCUGCAGUCACGCCGGCAUUCAAGGUACUUCGCGACCGAGUCACUAUCAUGUUCUCUGGGAUGAUAAUCAGUAA
Messenger RNA from Protopolystoma xenopodis, 270 nucleotides. NCBI's taxonomy places the organism in Eukaryota, Metazoa, Platyhelminthes, Monogenea, Polystomatidea, Polystomatidae. The record is from the annotation of a GenBank genome assembly.